AUGCCUUAUAGAGAAACAAACUUCAGUACACGUCCAUCCGUUCAAGCUGCUAGCAUUGUAGCAAUGGAAUCGAAUGCCCUACGUUUCAGAGGUUUAUGUGCUGCCGUGCAGCCAAGCGUACCUCCCUUUUGGAAGAGCAAUAUUCAGAAUUCCCGACUCGGAGGGGGUUCCCAGAAAAGCGAGUUUGCAAAAGUCAAAACUUCAGGCCCCUCUCUCCCUACAUACGACCAUCCUUUUCAUUUUCCGCCCGCCAAAUCCGAAGUCCCACCUCCCGUCAAUCGUAUGCCCGUCGAAAUUCUGGGAGAGAUUUUUGCGCAAUUCUUGCAAUUGGGCGACUUUGAGACAGAGUUUGAUGCUUUUAGCCUCUCUGUCUCGCCGGAAUGGGUUGCGAGUCCUAUGGUUCUGGGCCAGGUUUGCGGAUAUUGGAGAUCCAUCGCUCUCUCGAUGCCAUCUCUCUGGUGUUCCAUUUCGGUGUCCAGUCCCGCCCGAGGUGUCGUCCCAAUAAUGCAGAUAUGGCUUGAACGGGCUAGGCAGCAUCCAUUAAAGCUCUUCGUUGAACAAUCAGUCAGGCCCGGUACGGCUGAAGAAGCUGUCACUAACGAAAUCUUUGCCUUGCUAUUGCAACAUUACCAUCAUUGGGAGCACAUCACAUUCAGAGUGCACGGAAGGAUCACAGAAUCACUUGCCAACAUCCGAGACGCCCCUUGUCCUUUGCUCACAUCUGCGUUACUCGAUAUGUGGUGGGACGACGAUGUGCCAGUAGUCGAUAGAAUUUGGAGCGUCCUCCACUCUUCUCCCAAGCUCUCUCAUGUUGAUUGGAACGACGUCUACGCCCACACUAUACAAUUGCCAACACACAUACCGUGGCAUCAGUUAGAAGACGUGGCGCUUUCACAUUAUUUUGAUAUAAACGAAUUUUGCACUUUCCUGCAACAAUGUUCGCGACUAGAAAAACUUCAAGUCAGCUGGAUCGACCGUCCUGGCUUCUCUCCAGAACCAUGCACGCCGAUCCUCCUCACACAUCUACGUCAUCUAUCAAUAUGUGCAAGGACAAGUUUAGACCCGGUAUUCAAUCGCCUUGUGACGCCUGCCUUGACAUCGAUGAUCCUCAAGUAUAAGAAUCCUACGAAAGAAUCUCGGGGAUUAUCUGAGUUUGGCAAUCUCCUGCGCCGCUCUUCCUGUACCCUCAAGUUGUUCAAAGUCUAUCUGGAAAGCGUGGAUUUUCUCAACUUUCUCCUACAUUCCUCCCAACAAUUGAACUACGUAGAGGAUUUGUAUGCCAGGACGACCAUCCCUUAUGAAGUCAUUGCCGCUCUGACGUUGGAUUCAAACAACAAAUUCCAGUUGCUCCCGCGCUUGAAAAAAUUGAAACUGGCAGGUUGUUUAUCACCUGAAGGUAUCACCAAGAUGAUUUCAUCUCGUCUUCCACCCCACAUAAAAAAAUCGAAGAUGGAGGCGCUGACAUCUGUCUCUGUCGAAAUUGAUGCGGAUGCUUUACCAAUGUACAGGACUAUCUAA
Laccaria bicolor S238N-H82 is the source of this 1518-nucleotide messenger RNA. RefSeq lists its product as uncharacterized. Lineage: Eukaryota; Fungi; Basidiomycota; Agaricomycetes; Agaricales; Hydnangiaceae. The transcript is spliced from 4 exons. The coding region runs from base 1 to 1518 and encodes 505 amino acids. The record is from RefSeq and is a predicted model, not a curated record.